AGCGACGGCAGCGGCAGGUGUCAUUUGAAUUGAAAGUGCGCGGACGCGUUUAAAAAUCUAAAACCGAGUUUAUAACGCACGCGACGCGACGCGAAGCUAACGCCAACGACGGCGACGUCGACUGCGAUGAGUGCGCGGUGCCGCGACGGUCAACAAAAUGCCGCCGCGUCCGAAAGAGAAACAGACAUCGAAACCGAAACAGAAACAGAAACAGACACUGUAAACGUAAACGUAAACGAAACUGAUUUCAUGCUCAAGAUAAUGACAGCGACGCCGGCGUCGACGGCGACUGCGACGGCAACGCUGACAACGUUGACAACGGUUAACGCUCAAAAUAAAUGCGCGACGGCAGCGCCAACGACUUUUAGUUAUCAGAGAGCAGCGAAGCGUUGCGCACGCCUCGAACAGGCAACAACAGAAGCAGCAGUCACAAUAACAGACUCAGCUUCAGCAACAGAAUCAGAAGCAAAAUCAGAAACAGCAGCAGCCAAAAGACAAGAGACUAACGAAGCAACUAAGAGAGCGACAACCGUAAGAGAGGCGUGUGCGAAUCCAUGUGAACGACAGCGUCGUCUGGCAGAGCACAAAGCGCAACUGCGCGCCGCAUUCUUUAAGGAUCUCAGCGAGCUUGCAGCGCAGCAGCAGAAAGAGCGACACAAGCAGCUAAGAGAGCAAGCGAAAGCUUUUGAUUCAACGAGACGUAUACAGCAGCUGAUUGAAAAGUUUCAGGCAAUGAUUGUGCAGCAGCCAACGGAGCAGCGAUCGGGCAGCGCUGCAGCGGGAGUGGGAGUGGGAUUGGGAGUGGGUGCAGGAGAGCGAGAGCGAGAGCAGCAGGCUCACUUGAAGCCCAUUACGAUUGCGACAGCGGGCAGCGCUGCCAAUUCGGACGAGGGCUGCAAUGCCGGCGGCUUGAGUCCCUGCAGCAGCGACAACGAAUGCGACGCUUUCGCCAGGCGUCGCAAGCCGAAGGUGACGCGUUGUGCGAGCAGCGACUCGGCGUUGGGCUUGGAAGUGGAUGAUGUGAAUAUGGAUGUGCUGCCGGCAACGCCGCAGCGACGCAUGACGUUAACCGUUACCGAUUUGCCAUUACGUCCGGCUCUAUUGCCGCUGGCUGAGCCAACGGCAUUGCCCGAUUCACCGUUAACCUCACCGACCAAUCCCACAGCAGCAAUGUCCACGUCCACGUCUGCCCUAAGCUUGAUCGGCGGGGGCGGGGGCGGGGGCGGGAGCAGUGUGGGAGGCGUGCCCAGCAAGGUGCUGCUCGAGGAACGUGUCGUCGCAGCGCUGUCGGCGCCGCCAAGCUCACGUCGCGAGUCCACACAGAGCUGCAUCAGCGAGCUGGGCAGCACUGGCGGUGUCCGUUAUGUGCGCACACCGUCGGUGGUUGUAUCCGAUUAUUCCGAUGACAUAACCGCCUGUGGCAUUAGCAUGGAGGAAAUGGAGUAUUUUCGACUGCAGCGCGCACGCUGCCACCGUCGCUGUUCGCUGGAAGCGAGUGCCGCUGCCGCCGGCAGCAUCGGCGGCGCCAAGGAUGAAGCUCAGUCGGAUGUGAGCGCUGCCAGCAGCUGCAGCAAUCUGUACUAUUGCGGCUCCACAAUAUCCGCUCUCGAUGGCGGCGAAUGCAUUGUGAAUGGCGUGCGUGUCGCACUUGCCCGCAAAUCCAGUCACAGUAGCAGCGGCGACCUCAGCGGCGGCGAUGAUGAUGCUGAGGACGAAGAGCUGGAAAUUGAUGUGGAUGCGGAUGCGGAGGUAGAGGUGAAAAUGGAAAUGGAACGGCAACGUGAAAGAGAACGUGAGCGGGAGAGGGAGAGACAGCUGAGCGAGCUUUUGGCUGCCACACAGCUUGGCGAUGGCUUUAAGAAGGUAUGUUGCAACUUGGACGAGGUUAAAGCGAAUAAGAAAACAAAAAUAAAUCAGAGAACAAAACAAAAGACUUAAGCAAAAAACUUGUCAGAGCGUCCGCGC
Drosophila innubila is the source of this 1965-nucleotide messenger RNA. RefSeq lists its product as uncharacterized. Bases 127 to 1938 code for a protein of 603 amino acids. The transcript has 2 exons. The record is from RefSeq and is a predicted model, not a curated record. NCBI's taxonomy places the organism in Eukaryota, Metazoa, Arthropoda, Insecta, Diptera, Drosophilidae.